UCACAUAUACAUAUUUGGUGAAUUUAAAUACCAUAUUUGUUUUUAGUAUACAUGCAAAGUAUAUGGUAUACGCCAUUAACGAUUUUGAUAUACAUGCAUAUCCUAUAAUCUUCCGUUUGCAUAUAAAUAGAGAGCUUAAGACUCCGUACAUUCAAAGUGACAAUUCAGGUGACUAGUGAUAUUAACACAUUUUUCGUUCUUAAAUACUUAUAUCAUGAGGAGCUCCAACAUCUUCCUUCUCUUCUUAUUGACAUUUCUCAUCGUCGACGGUGGACAUGGAGUGGCAAUGGCGACUAGUAACAUUGAAGGCAGUGGAUUUUGUCAGAUAGGAACGGCACAAGCAGUCCCUAUCUGCAGCCCAGAAACCUGCAACGUCGCCUGCAAGUUGAAGUAUGGGAAUGGGGAGACAACCAUAGGUUUCUGUGGAAGUGACCAAACGUGUAAUUGUUUUAGGCCAUGUUAAGAAAUAAUGGGUGUUUCGUGAGUGGGUUGGGUGGUUUUCGAGAUAAAAUUCUACGCUUUUAUAAUUUUGUUGGGUGAUGAAAAAUGAUUUGCACCUAUAUAUUCGUAAAAUUAUGGGUGGGUUGCGCGGAUAACAGUGAACCGUACCUGGAUUGGUUUGCAAGUUAGCUAUUAUUAAUUUGGACGUGUGUUGUUACAUCAUCCAACUACAAUUGAUUCAGCAAACACAUUGGAAGAGGACUAUAUCCAGCAAUAUAACACUCCCGUUUCCACCUUGUCUUCGUAUGAGUCAUAAUAUGAGCAACUUCAUUUUCAUUUCUCGUAACAUGAAUUCUGCGUUUGUGUUUAUACCUAAAAAUAAUUUAGUCUUAGAUAUCGCCGGCGUCGCGAGAUUAACGACGUCGGUGAUAAACAAUUUCAGCGGUGUUGAUACCUACAAUUAUUUUAGAUUGAAUUAAAUGUCGCAUUAGUGAGUCUCGACAUUUAAUUCGAUGCCGCAUGAUAAAGAACGGUGCCAUUUGGAGUCAAGCAACGUCGCAGGGAGGGAAAACGGUAUCGCAAGGAAGCUCAGCGGUACCGCGACACUGGAAACAACACUGUUUACCGGAAAACAAGAUGUGAGCCGCGCGAUUAGUGUUGGUGUUGGAAAAGGGGUUAUUUAUUUAUUUAUUCCUUGUCGGAAGGGGAGAAGCGAUACCGCGUGGAGACAAGCGGCAUCGCGGAGAAUUAAAACGGUACCGCGGAUUUGAAAACGAUACGACGAGGGGCCUUGGUAAGCUAUGUCGUUUAGUUAAAAACUAUACCACAACGGAUUGGAUUUUGGCGAGGGCGGCCCGGCAAGCCCAACUACACCGAAGACGAGAAAAGCAGUACUGUUUGGUAGAGAACAAUAUCGCGGAAUGAAAAACGACAUUGUUUGAUGGGACUGGGACGAAGCAGUUCAAGGUCGGCAUCGAUUAGUGAAAAGCGAUGCCGCGAAAAGAUUAAACGGCGCCGAGGGAUGAGAAUUUGACCGCGUGACAAUAAUGAGCCGAUUUAAUUAAUUAAUCUUUUUAAUAAUUAUUUUAGACGGUGUUGUUUAGAUAAAAACGACGCCGCGGGAGGUAUCAACGACACCGCGGUGUCAUAAACGAUAUCGUUUGAUUAAAAUGAUAUCGCAGUGGUUAAGAGCUCGGCCAAGGGUGGCCCUCUAAGUCCAACGCCACUGUUAUCCCAAAGCAACAUCGUCAUUGUAGCUUUGUUCCACGUGAGAUUCACGCAGAAUAAAAAUCGAGGCGGUUGAGACACGUGGGAGUUCACGACGGAGCAGUUGAGGAAGCGGUUCCACCGAGCGUGAAGACUACGAAGCGGUUUUUUCGAAGAAAAGCAGUGGAGCAAGGAGAGAGAAAGGACAACCAAAUCAACACAGAAACACAUCUGUCAAACUUUGCCUUUCUUCUUUGUAAUUCCCUUGUAGAGCUCUCCUUCUAGGAAGGAUCUCCAUAGUCGUAGCAGUAGUCAUAGUCGCGGAGCUCUCCACAUGAAUCUCCAUAGGAGUAGUUUUAACGUAGAUUCCCCCCCAAAAACUCAAAUACCCUCGUUCGAACAUUGUUUGGAGAGGUGUGAACCGAGUCACGAUCGUUCUUGGUUAGAAGUCAAAGGUGCAUCGAUCAGAUCAACAUCGCCAGGCGGUGGAUAUUUGACGGUCAUGUUGAUUUCAGCAUUCAGAGGUGCAUCGAUCAAAUCAACAUCCCCCGACGCCCAGCGGUGGAUAUUUGACGGUCACGUUGAUUUCAACAGUCAGUGGUGCGUCCGAUCAAACGACACCGCAAAAUUUUCUGUCGCGAAACAUCAAAUCAACAUCGCCGGAAACAAAUUCAGCACUGGCGGUGGUAUUUGGUUUUCCCGAGGAAAGAAAUUUUGGUGCGGUGA
This is a messenger RNA of Linum trigynum, 2373 nucleotides long. Lineage: Eukaryota; Viridiplantae; Streptophyta; Magnoliopsida; Malpighiales; Linaceae. The record is from the annotation of a GenBank genome assembly.